GCGGAGGGCGGGCGAGAGGAAGCGGAGGAGGCGGGCGCCGGCGCUGCUGCUGCUGCUGCUGUGUCAGGGGGCUCGAGGGCUGUUCGCGAUGGCCGCCGCGGGGGGCACCUACCGGCUUCGCUGCUCCUUGGUGGGCCACGAGCUGGACGUGCGGGGCCUCAGCUGCUCUCCCUUCCCCGCCGGCUCCUUCGUCUCCGUGUCCCGGGACCGGACGGCGCGGCUCUGGGCGCCCGACAGUCCCAACAGAGGAUUUACGGAAGUGCACUGCAUGAGCGGCCAUUCAAAUUUCGUUUCUUGCGUGUGUGUCAUCCCUCCGAGCGAGCUUUAUCCACGUGGAUUAAUUGCCACCGGCGGUAAUGACAACAUCAUUUGCAUUUUUGCUUUGGACAACUCUGCACCACUGUAUGUCCUUAAGGGUCAUAAAAACACUGUUUGCAGCCUCUCAUCUGGGAAGUUUGGCACCCUGCUUAGUGGUUCUUGGGAUACGACAGCCAAAGUCUGGUUGAAUGACAAAUGCAUGAUGACACUACAGGGCCACACUGCAGCAGUAUGGGCUGUGAAGAUAUUACCUGAACAAGGAUUAAUGUUGACUGGUUCGGCUGACAAAACUAUUAAGCUGUGGAAGGCAGGUCGAUGCGAGAGAACUUUUACUGGACAUGAAGACUGUGUUAGGGGCUUAGCCAUUUUAAGCGAGACGGAGUUUCUUUCUUGUGCAAACGACGCCAGCAUUCGGAAGUGGCAGGUAUCGGGAGAGUGUCUCGAGGUUUACUAUGGCCACACCAAUUAUAUAUACUGUAUAUCGGUCUUCCCGCAAAGUAAAGAUUUUAUUACUACUAGCGAAGAUCGAUCGCUCAGGAUCUGGAGAAAGGGGGAAUGCACACAGACAAUCAGACUUCCAGCUCAAUCCAUCUGGUGUUGUUGUGUGUUGGACAACGGGGACCUUGUCGUUGGAGCAAGUGAUGGCAUUAUCAGAGUGUUCACUGAGUCUUUGGAGCGCACAGCAAAUCUGGAGGAGAUUCAGGCUUUUGAAAACGAACUUUCUCAAGCAAAAAUUGAUCCUAAAACUGGUGAUUUAGGGGACAUCAGUGUUGAUGAGCUUCCUGGGAGAGAGCAUUUGGAUGAACCAGGUACAAGAGACGGACAAACGAGACUUAUUAAAAGUGAUGGAAAAGUUGAAGCUUAUCAGUGGAGCGCUGGUGAAGGGAGGUGGAUGAAAAUCGGGGAUGUUGUCGGUUCAUCAGGAGCCACACAGCAGACAUCGGGAAAGGUUUUAUUUGAAGGAAGGGAAUACGACUAUGUUUUUACUAUUGAUGUGAAUGAAGGCGGGCCGUCUCACAAGCUGCCCUACAACAUCAGUGAUGAUCCCUGGCUGACGGCAUACAACUUCUUGCAGAAGAAUGAUCUAAACCCAAUGUUCCUGGACCAGGUGGCCAAAUUCAUAAUAGAUAACACCAAAGGGCAAACGCUGGCACCCACGAAUGCGGAAUUUUCAGAUCCUUUCACAGGCGGUGGCCGCUAUGUUCCAGGUUCUUCCUCAGAGUCCAGGGAAGGGCUUCCAGGUGCAGAUCCAUUUACAGGUACGGGUCGCUACGUCCCAGGAUCAGCAUCUGACCCUGCAGCUCCUGCAAGUGGAGCCGAUCCAUUUACAGGGACGGGUGCCUACAAAUUAACUAUACCUAAAGCUGAAAAUAUUUAUUUUCCAAAGAAGGAAGCUGUUGCUUUUGAUCAGGCCAACCCUACACAAAUAAUGGGAAAACUGAAAGAACUUAACAGAACUGCCCCUGCUGAACAGCAGUUAACUGAAGAUGAUUUAGGUCUUCUAGAGAAGAUGCUCUCUAUAACAUGCAACACCUCCUCUGAAGCACCCACAGCACGGCAACUGCAAACUUUGUGGAAGGCAAUUAACUGGCCAAAUGACAUUGUCUUUCCAGCGCUCGAUAUUCUUCGGCUAUCCAUCAGGCAUCCCAGCGUGAACGAAAGCUUCUGCAGCGAGAAGGAUGGCCAACAGUUCAGCAGCCACCUGAUCCAAUUCCUGAACCCCGGAGGAAAGCAAGCCAACCAGAUGCUGGCCCUUAGAAUUUUGUGCAACUGUUUUAUCCACCCAGUUGGCCAGAAGCUCAUGAUGUCACAGGGGGACUUGAUAAUGUCACAGGCCAUAGAGCUGAAAAUAAGCAGCAAUAAGAACAUUCACAUUGCAUUAGCCACUCUGGCUCUGAACUACGCUGUCUGUUUACAUAAAAUUAAUAACAUUGAGGGGAAGGCUCAGUGCUUAUCAGUGAUCAGCACAGUCAUGGAAAUUGUGCAAGACCUCGAAGCUAUCUUUAGACUACUUGUGGCUCUUGGGACAUUGAUCAGUGGUGAUUCAGAUGCUGUACAGUUAGCUAAGUCUCUGGGGGUUGAUUCUCAAAUUAAGAAAUAUUCCUCUGUAUCAGAACCGGCUAAGGUAAACGAAUGCUGUAGGUUGGUCCUUAACUUGCUCUAACCGUUUUGUUUUUUUUAAAAAAAGCACUUGAGAGUCUAUGGCUAUGCUGAAGAUAAACUUUUUCAUAUUUUACAACAAUGGAGAGAAGAAAUACUGUGGGUUAACUAUCUGGACAUUAAGUGAAAAAAACCUAAAUAAAAUCUUUUUUUGCACUGAUA
Messenger RNA from Lacerta agilis (Sand lizard), 2640 nucleotides. RefSeq names its product phospholipase A2 activating protein (gene PLAA). Bases 89 to 2482 code for a protein of 797 amino acids. Gene Ontology annotation, biological process: ubiquitin recycling; proteasome-mediated ubiquitin-dependent protein catabolic process. The record is from RefSeq and is a predicted model, not a curated record. Gene Ontology annotation, molecular function: ubiquitin binding. Gene Ontology annotation, cellular component: cytoplasm; nucleus. The transcript is spliced from 14 exons. Lineage: Eukaryota; Metazoa; Chordata; Lepidosauria; Squamata; Lacertidae.